ACGACAAUGUGGCCAGGACGGGAAAUUUGAGGACGAGGAAGAUGAGGGAAGAUGUCUGAGAGCCGAGCCGCGGCGGGAAACGAGAUGCCGGCGAAAAAGCAGAAACUUAGCAGCGACGAGAACAGUAACCCCGAUCUUUCAGGGGACGAAAACGAUGAUGCGGUCAGUAUAGAGAGCGGGACCAACACUGAGCGCCCAGACACCCCCACCAACACCCCCAAUGCCCCUGGAAGGAAGAGCUGGGGAAAGGGCAAGUGGAAGUCAAAGAAAUGUAAAUACUCCUUCAAGUGCGUCAACAGCCUCAAAGAGGACCAUGGGCAGCCUCUAUUUGGUGUGCAGUUCAACUGGCACAGUAAGGAAGGGGACCCACUGGUGUUUGCCACGGUGGGAAGUAAUAGGGUUACAUUAUACGAGUGCCAUUCCCAGGGUGAGAUCCGCUUACUGCAGUCGUAUGUGGAUGCUGAUACAGAUGAGAAUUUCUACACCUGCGCCUGGACCUUUGACAGCAGCACCAGCCACCCCCUGCUGGCUGUGGCAGGAUCUCGGGGCAUCAUCCGCAUAAUUAACCACAUCUCCAUGCAGUGCAUUAAGCAUUAUGUAGGACACGGAAAUGCAAUUAACGAGCUGAAAUUUCACCCUCGAGAUCCGAACCUCCUGCUCUCUGUAAGCAAAGAUCAUGCUGUGAGGCUGUGGAAUAUUCAGACUGACACUUUAGUUGCAAUAUUUGGAGGCGUGGAGGGGCAUCGAGAUGAGGUCCUCAGUGCAGACUUUGAUCUCCUCGGCGAGAAGAUCAUGUCUUGUGGCAUGGACCACUCUCUCAAACUGUGGAGAAUCAACUCUGAGAGGAUGCAGAAAGCCAUUAAGGGUUCAUAUGAAUAUAACCCCAGUAAAACCAAUAGGCCAUUUGUUUCCCAGAAGAUCCAUUUUCCUGAUUUCUCUACAAGAGAUAUCCACAGAAACUAUGUUGACUGUGUACGGUGGCUUGGAGAUUUAAUACUUUCUAAGUCUUGUGAAAACGCCAUAGUGUGCUGGAAACCAGGGAAAAUGGAAGAUGACAUAGAUCGGAUCAAACCCAAUGAGUCCAACGUGACAAUCCUGGGCAGGUUUGACUACAGUCAGUGUGAUAUCUGGUACAUGCGCUUCUCCAUGGACUUCUGGCAGAAGAUGCUGGCCUUGGGCAAUCAAGCUGGGAAGCUGUAUGUUUGGGACUUGGAGGUGGAGGACCCUCAUAAAGCAAAGUGUACCACCUUGACCUAUCCAAAAUGCACCUCAGCCAUACGCCAGACCAGCUUCAGCCGCGACAGCAGCAUCCUGAUUGCUGUGUGUGAUGAUGCGUCCAUCUGGCGCUGGGACCGGCUGCGGUGAUUGGCUGCUGCUCGUUGGUGUAUUACAGAGACUGCUAGUUGUUUUCACGCUUCUGAUAGAUUACCGACAAUGUAUUUUAACAACUUGGGCCCCUUUUUAGCUGUCUGUUUUAGAAAGCAUCAGAUCAGUCACUGUUUUGUGGUCCAUUUAUCCUUGUCCUGUUUCCUGCUUUUGUUCUCUGUUGCUUAAAAUAAAAUUUUAUUUUUUUAA
This is a messenger RNA of Polyodon spathula (Mississippi paddlefish), 1575 nucleotides long. RefSeq names its product polycomb protein eed. Gene Ontology annotation, molecular function: nucleosome binding; protein binding. The transcript has 12 exons. Gene Ontology annotation, biological process: negative regulation of transcription by RNA polymerase II. Gene Ontology annotation, cellular component: ESC/E(Z) complex. The record is from RefSeq and is a predicted model, not a curated record. NCBI's taxonomy places the organism in Eukaryota, Metazoa, Chordata, Actinopteri, Acipenseriformes, Polyodontidae. Bases 52 to 1365 code for a protein of 437 amino acids.